Notolabrus celidotus (New Zealand spotty) is the source of this 715-nucleotide messenger RNA. Its product is annotated as corepressor interacting with RBPJ 1-like. NCBI's taxonomy places the organism in Eukaryota, Metazoa, Chordata, Actinopteri, Labriformes, Labridae. The coding region runs from base 276 to 578 and encodes 100 amino acids. The record is from RefSeq and is a predicted model, not a curated record. The transcript has 4 exons.
AAAAAGAAAAAAAAGUUCUCAAAUUGAUAAGUAUUUCAUAGCUUGUAUAAGUACUUUUUAGGGCAUUAACUAGGUCACAAUCAAAUGAGAUAUAAUUAAGAUGUAAUGUCUAAACUACAUUCCAUGAACUCACCUCUCCUUUGACCUCACACCCUAUGUAGGAGGGGUGAGGGUGUGCGGUUUCAGAGCGGGCAAUCAAGGUAUCUCUCCACCAACAAAACAAACACACAGCUUGUGUGGUAACACUACAAGAAAGGAGAACUUACUGGAGCCGAAUGUCAGGUUUCGAUCUAUCAUCAGCUUUAGGUAUGGAAGAACAAGUGAAGAAGGCAGAGGCUCAAAAGGAUGAGAUAACAUGGCCUUGGAGCAAGGGUAAAGACGAGAAAAAAUGCAAGGGGAAGUCUGACUCAGGUAAAAAAAAAUCUGAUUGCAAGGGCAAAUCUGACGGUGAUGGCAAGUCAAAGUGCCACAAAGACGGAAGUAAGAAGAAGCACAAGAAGCAUGGUGAGAAAAAAAAUAAUGGAAGCUCAUCCUCAUCCUCGUCUUCAUCUUCCUCCUCCAGUUCAAAUGAGGAUUGAUUCUCGCUGUGGGACUGGACUGUUUUUAUUCUCUUAUUUUUCCAGGAGAAUAACUUUAUUAUGAAUCUUAUGAUAUAAAGAUAUGAUAAUUGAAUCAUGAAGCUCUUCAAUUAAAGUGUAUUUUCUUCACCACUAGA